AGACACUUCACAACUGUGCAGUGAGAAGCUUUUUCGCCUGCUUCAUGGAUUGUGCUCGACGAAAUGCGCAAUACAAAGAAAAGAGCAAACCCGUAAUUACAGACUGUUGUGAUAGUGUAUCCCUGACCACAGCAGGGAGAGAUGGUUGUUGUGGGGGUGAGCAAGGUCUAAUUUUUAUUUUCAAUGCCUUUUCCCUGCAAUGCUACCUGCAAGUGGCCUGCAGGUUCACGGGGCUGUGCUGUCCUACUUGGUGCAACUACCAAACCAGGUGACAAUGCUCCCAGCCAGGAUUCUCCCAAUGGUGCAGGUGUAGAAUGAUUUUAACCAGCAUUUUGAAUAUGAGUGGUGAAGCUGACACUUAAAAUGACUCAAUCCUGGUGGUUUUCUAUAUGUAGCGCCGAACAGUCUGUUUCUGACGUAGCUGAUCCCAGCAGUGGUGGGUUAAAAUGAUUGUUGAUACCAUUAUUUGAAUCGAGAUUUCCCCUGACUGCAUUAAUUAUGAUAAUUAAGAUUCUUAUGAUUAGCUGGCCAGGUUUGAAUGAUUUCUUAGUUUUAUUUCCUACAUAGAGUUCAUUGGAUCAUGAUAUAGAAAACCGACAUCAAGAAAAUAUGCAUAUAGGACUCACUAAUUUUAUUAUUACAUGCUGUCAGGUCAAUAUUGUGUCAUUCCUCCAAAACGUUCUGUCUUCUAUUCAGGUCAUGAGGGACGUUCAUUGCUGUGACGUUCUUUAACAAUGUCAUGAAGUGUAAAUGGAAGGACCAGAAUAAGGGAGCAAGGAAAUCUAAAUGAAAACACACGAAGAACAAAUCUAAAGACCUGUGAUUCUUUUUUUCCCAAUUUGUUCUUUCGUAUAAAACAGAGAGAUGGAAAAUGAGCAGGAUAAAAAUCAUAACAGUUACAGCUCAUGAAAAUCGAUCCAUCAUCCAGCAGCUUAUUCAACACAAAGUGCUUGAGAGUUUGGGGCCUAAUCGAAGAAGCACAGGGCACAAGGCAGGGGGACUUCCUGGAUGGGAAGUCAGUCUGUAACAGGACACACACACUCACUCAUUAUGGGCAAUUUAGAGGCUCCAAUUCUCCUAACCACACAUUUCUGGACUGCAGGCCGAGACCCCCACAACAAAAUGAGAACAUGCAAUCUGCACAAAACAGAGAGAGAGAGAGAGAGAGCAGAAUUCAAUUACAGUGAACUGCAAAUGGUGAAUCAAUGGAGGUAAAAGCUAAGACAAGGAAACUAAAACCAAGAAGGGUAAAAUCCAUGACUGUUAAAUGGACAUUAAGCAGGAAUCCACAAGGACCAUCAGAAAACUACACAUUGGGUGAAGGCAGAUCAUACAAACAAGCAACAUGAAACUGAAUGUGAUGGAUGUGUCCUGUGUCCUAUGCACUGACACUUGGAAACAGUGGGAAAAAAAUAUGUGCAUCCUAUCAUUUAUAAUCUAUUGUGAAUGCUAAUGAAAGUAGCUAUUAUCAUGCGUUAUAAACCACUAAUUUGUUUAACUUACUUAGAUACAUUAUUGCUUCACAUUGAGUUAAAUCAGACAGUGCUUAAGAUUCUCUCCCACAGUGAGUUUCAAAGUCUGUUAAAUGGACCGGCAGAGCCAAAGACGCCAGAGGCAUAUCUACGCGAAUUGCUGUACUAUAACAUACACAAGCAUGCAAAUUGAUAAAAAAAAAAUCAUAUUUGAGGAAAAUGCAUGAGUUGUCCUACACACCAUUAGUUUUGAACACAUAUUUAUUCUAUCUGUAGUUUCAACUAUGUCGAAAAACAAAUGUAUUGAUAUAUGCAUGUAGAAUACAUAUAUUUUCCUCGAUUUUAUAUUGAUUACCUGAUUAUUAAAAUCUGCCGCUCUAAAGGCAGCGUGUGCACUAUAUCCACAAGUCGAAGGUCUCUCAAAUGACAGUCUUUGCCCGACGACCCAGUGGCCCGGAAGUAGCGCGUGAUUAGCUGUUAGCCACUUAGCUCCCGAACUGUUCCGGCUAGUGUAUCACCGUUAGCUAGCACAGGCAAAUGAGACUGGUGUAACCGCAAGAACCUUUUUCUAGUCUGAAGUGUUGCAGAUUGUCGGCUACCCAGACAGUGCCGAUAAUCCCACACAGAUCCUAAAGCGUGUGAUGCGAGCUAGCUUCCUAAAAAAUGUCGACUUCUGUUGCUUUCCGGGGACAGUUAACAUCCGUCAUGGAAAUCCUGACCAAGACCGCCGUGGCGGAGAUAAUCAAACUUGUGGAUGAGAGCUGCGCCGCGCUGCGCUCGGAAAUGUCGCGGAGCCGCAGCGAGAACGAAGCGCUGCGGAUGAAGCUGAAGCUGAUGGAGGGGGAGCUGAGCAGGCGGCCGAAGCGGCCGGACAGCCCCCAGGAUCAGUGCGUGGAGUUACACAGCACCGUCCGCGUCCUGGAGGAGGAAGAGAAAGCGAAGGACCAGCCCCCUGUGGAGGUGACUCUGUGUGGGAGGACUUGGGACAUGGACGUCUGGGGAGACGCAGCAGGCGCGGAUCCAGCUUCAGAAGAGGACGUGCUGCAGUCCGCCUUUCCCAGGGACGCGGUGAUGUACUGGGGGGAGGAAGAGCAGGAGGCGACUCUGAUGAGGGGGAAGAAGCUGCAGGACUCCUGUCUGACCAGCGUCCCUCCCCCAGGAGGGAACAUCUGUGUCCAGGGGACAGACGCUCAGGAGAGACUCCGCACUGCACAUGGCUUCAGUGAUACGGGGACUGAGGGUGCAGGCGACUGCCCCUCUUCAGAAAGAUCCAGAGAAUCGGGGCUUCAGGACCCUUAUACCCGCCCCUGUACUGAGACAUCCCCUCCAGCAGGGGGCUCUGCUGUCAGCCGGUCCGCUAAAGGUUUAGCCGAGGAGAAGCCCGAAGCUGACCUGCUGACUUUAGUGGUCGUUAAAGAGGAAGCUGAGAUGCAGCCUGUGUGCAGUGAGGAGGCUGCGAUAGAGGGGCUUCACGCGAAACCCGGGCACAGCGGCGGAAGGCCGCGAGACGUCAAGGCGGAGGGCUGGGGCUCACAGCAGCAUCGGCCAUUAGACAGACAAGAUAGAGAGAAGCUCCCUGAGGACGCGAGUGCGGAGAAGGAGCAUGCAAACAGCAGUAACCUCAACAGCACAAAGACUCAAAAUAAGCCUGUUACAUCAAAGACUACAUCAAACGGUACUGACGACGAGGAUGGUGCAGCCCAUCUCAAUAACCUGUUUGUACACUUUGAGCACCAAACUGGAAAGAAGCUGUUUAGCUGCACAAUGUGCGGGAAAAGUUUUAGCCAUCGCAAUAACCUCUACCGCCACCAGAGGAUUCACACGGGGGAGAAACCGUACAGCUGCAUUCACUGCGGCAAGCAUUUCGCCCAUCAGAGCAACCUGUACGAGCACCUUCGAAUCCACACGGGCGAGAAGCCGUACCGCUGCGCCGUGUGCAGCAAGUGUUUCACCCAGCAGAGCAACCUGAAGCGGCACCAGCGGAUACACACCGGAGAGCGGCCCUUCGGCUGCACCCAGUGCGGCAAGAGCUUCACGCGGCACUUCUACCUUAAAAUCCACCAGCAGGCUCACACGCGAGAGAAACAGGACGGCUUUAAGUUCGGGAGAAGCUGGCAUUUUUAAUUACUUUUUUGUUUAUAGGUUUCUCUAGUUAGCAUAAUCAUGAAAAAAUGCUGUACUUUAUUCAAGGUCAUUGAAAGGGCAUCGUCUUCUAAGGGGUGAAAUGUAGCACCUGACAAAUUAAAAUAUUACUUGUUCUGCAACACUGUCAUGAAAUAAAUACAUUUUCAUGUGA
Messenger RNA from Paramormyrops kingsleyae, 3768 nucleotides. RefSeq lists its product as uncharacterized. Lineage: Eukaryota; Metazoa; Chordata; Actinopteri; Osteoglossiformes; Mormyridae. Gene Ontology annotation, cellular component: nucleus. Gene Ontology annotation, molecular function: RNA polymerase II transcription regulatory region sequence-specific DNA binding; DNA-binding transcription factor activity, RNA polymerase II-specific. Gene Ontology annotation, biological process: regulation of transcription by RNA polymerase II; embryo development. The record is from RefSeq and is a predicted model, not a curated record.